Molecule: messenger RNA, 2750 nt
Organism: Thalassophryne amazonica
Lineage: Eukaryota; Metazoa; Chordata; Actinopteri; Batrachoidiformes; Batrachoididae
Gene: egr3
Product: early growth response 3
Biological process (GO): regulation of transcription by RNA polymerase II
Molecular function (GO): DNA-binding transcription factor activity, RNA polymerase II-specific; RNA polymerase II cis-regulatory region sequence-specific DNA binding
Source: RefSeq, a predicted model, not a curated record
AACAAGCCCGUUGAGCGCUGAUGUGGUCCCACUAGUCACAACAAAGUCACACCCACACAAAGCUCACCCUGUGCCCGAUUUCCGUGCGUAAAAAGGCGCAUGAAUGCAUGGGAACCAUAACGAUAAGGCGUUAAUCGGCAUUUUUCCACAAGGACAGGAGAGACCGCGAAUACUCCCCCCCCCCCCAAAAAAAAGGACAACAGUUGGAGGUGAGCUGUAAUCUUAAAAAGUUUGCCGCUGCCUCUCGGAGUCUGUAGUUUCCACAGCCUGACGCGCGGAGAACCUGGCGCUCUGCGCUCUGUCCAUAUAUGGUCAUCUACGUCACGCAAACGUUCCAUCCCCCUAUUUAACACGGGCGGACUGGAGUCCCCGAUCCAGCUCCAAUAGAGCAAGUCGAGCUGCUCUUGUGCAACCAACAUCAACACCACCACCUCCUCCUCCACUGAUUCACAGACUUCAAAUUCCCCCACAAGCAGCCCAUCAGCUUCCACUGUGAUCAGAUUAAUAAGAGUCGGAGGAGAGACCCGGCGCUGCUCCGCUCCGCGGGAUACUUGGAUACAGCCACUGGAUCCGUCCGCGCGCCUCGUCCUCACCUGUGCGCUCCCACUCCGAGAACACCUGCUGAUUGUGCGGUUGGGAUUUCUGCGCCUUGUCGUUUAUAAAUGUCGGACUGACUAUAACUGCUAUGACAGGGAAACUAGCGGACAAGCUCCCUCUUACCAUGAGCAGUUUAAUAAACACGAUCCCCGACAGUCUCUACCCAGAAGAGGACAUCCCGACGUCUAUGAAUAUUUUUACCAGUACGGAUUCUAUUAACCACUACUCACAGAUGAACACAGAUAAUAUCAUGGAUCUGGGCAUGGGAAGCGAGAAAGCCACAGCAGAGAUCCAGUAUGGCUCCAGCUUCCAGUCUAACCGCAGUGGGCAGACUGUCACCUAUCUGGGGAAGUUUGCCUUCGACACUCCUCCCUCAGGUGGCAUUGGCGCCUCAGGCUGGUGCUCUGAUAACAACAUCAUCAGCCUCGUCAGUGCAGGAAUCCUGGGUGUUUCACCGUCGCCCGGUACGGUAACGACACAGACAUCUUCCUCCACGGCCAACAUGGGCGGACAGACGUCAGACAUGGAGCAGGUGUACGGUCCACCGCUUCCCGCCUAUUCCACCUGCAGCGAUUUGUACCAGGACCAGGUCUCCUUCCACCACAGUCCUGCUACGAGCACGGCCUUAGCGUACCCUGGCAAUGAGUAUCACUCUACAUCAAAAGCCUCCAUGGAUAGCAGCCUGUUCUCCAUGAUCCCCGACUACAACCUCUUCCAUCAUCAGGGGGAGGUUGGUGUGAUGGAGCACAAGCCCUUCCAGACCAUGGAUCCCAUCCGGGUCAACCCUCCACCUAUCACACCCCUGGAGACUAUCAGAGCAUUCAAAGACAAACAGCAGAUUCACCCAGGUUUCAUUGGUGGGCAACAGCACGCUCCCCAGCACCAUCCGCCGCCGCAGACUCUGACACUCAAGCCUAUCCGACCACGGAAGUAUCCCAACAGGCCCAGCAAAACCCCGGUGCAUGAGCGGCCGCACGCCUGUCCGGCGGAGAACUGUGACAGGCGCUUCUCCCGCUCGGACGAGCUCACACGUCACCUCCGCAUCCACACAGGUCACAAACCCUUCCAGUGUCGAAUAUGCAUGCGCUCCUUCAGCCGCAGUGACCACCUGACCACACACAUCCGCACGCACACGGGAGAGAAACCUUUCUCCUGCGAGUUCUGUGGACGCAAGUUCGCCAGAAGCGACGAGCGUAAGAGACACGCCAAGGUUCACCUGAAACAGAAGGACAAGAAGCCCGCUGACAAGAGCGGCGGAGUGGCUGGCAGCCACAGCUCGCCCCCCAGCUCAUGUGGGGGUCCGGGUGGGAACAUCAUGACCAUUACUGUGUGCACUUGGACUGGACCCUCACCGCACUCCAGAAAGAGACUUAAGAAGAAGGGAGCACGUCCACUACGAGACAAAUAGGUGACUCUUCUCUGCUCUUUUGCAUCCCCUGAUCUUCUCACUUAAGAUGGAUGCCUUUAGUUUAAUUCAGACAGGAACGGCUGCUACGCUUUUCUCUUUCAAGCAACUCCGAGCCUCAGCUACUGUAACACAGUGCCAACACACAAAAAAAGGGCACCUUGGCACACUGCAUCCAAAACAGCCACCCUGCGGUCCAAACCUUCCAGGGUGGAGGCACUUGUGUAAAUUUGACUGAGAAUUUCUAAAUUUGAAGGAUAACCAGAAUUAAUCAUAGAAAUUGAAAUUACAGUAAAGCUUAGAAAGCACGAGUCAUCUGGGACAUAUGCAUUAAUUUUUUUUUCGUUGUUAAGUGCAAUUUGUUAUAUUUGUGUAUGUUCAUGGAUUCCUUUAUAGCUGCACUUGACUGUCUUUUUUUGUUGUUUUUGUUGAGGUGUAGUGUUUUUAUUUUUAUAUUUGAAUGUUGUUUUCGCAAGAGAAUGUGCCAAAUGUAUUGUGGUAACAGCACCAACUUUUUUUUUUUUUUAUAUUACAUGCUGCCAAACAUAACAGUGAUAUCAGCUUAUAGCACUGGCGUAGACUUAAAGGAAAAGAUCAGUCCGCCUGAAGAAUCAAUCAUUAAAUGUCAGAUUUAGGUUUGCCUGCACAUUUUGGAUAAAUUUAAAUCACAUUUUGCAAUCCUAAAGAGAUGCACAAAGCAAACCCUGUCUUGUCAUGUUACGUGUUUCUAUAAAACAAAACAAAUCAA